Python bivittatus (Burmese python) is the source of this 1186-nucleotide messenger RNA. The record is from RefSeq and is a predicted model, not a curated record. NCBI's taxonomy places the organism in Eukaryota, Metazoa, Chordata, Lepidosauria, Squamata, Pythonidae.
CAGCUCUCUCCCCCGGCCCCCAAACUCACACGCCUCUCCCUGGCCAUUGCUGCUUCUUUGCUCCAGGUGUGAAGCGUAUGUGGGUCCCCAACAACCGCUUGCCCCCCUGCACACUGCGCCAGGCCCUCACCUACUUUCUGGACAUCACCACUGUCCCCAGCCCCCAGCUGCUGCAGCUCUUGGCCACCCUGGCAGAAGACCGGGCCGAACAGGAGAAGCUGCAGCGCCUCAGCCAGGACUCCCUUCUCUACGAGGAGUGGAAGUGGUUUCGCUGCCCCACGGUGGUGGAGCUGCUAGAGGAGUUCCCCUCGGUGGCCCUGCCCACCUCACUGCUCCUCACCCAGCUGCCCCUGCUGCAGGCCCGCCAGUACUCCAUCAGCUCCGCGCCAGACGCCCACCCGGGAGAGCUGCACCUCACCGUCGCCGUGCUCAACUACCACAGCCAGGAUGGAAAGGGCCCCAUGCACUAUGGAGUGUGCUCCACGUGGCUGUCCCAGCUGUCCCCUGGCGAGAUGGUGCCGGCGUUUGUCCGAAGCGCUCCAAGCUUCCAGCUGCCGGAGGACCCCACAGCUCCCUGUAUCUUGGUGGGGCCUGGCACCGGCAUUGCCCCCUUCCGGGGUUUCUGGCAGCAACGGCAGCACGAAAUUGAGACCAGAGGCCUGCCCUCGAGCGAGAUGACCUUGGUCUUCGGCUGCCGCAGCUCCCGCCAUGACCACAUCUACUGCGAGGAGAUCCGAGAGGCGCAAGAAAAAGGGGCUCUGAGCCGCGUCCUCACCGGCUUCUCCCGGGACCCGGAUUACCCCAAGACCUAUGUCCAGGACUUGCUGAGGAUGCAGCUGGCGGGGUACGUCUUCAAGGUCCUGAGCCAGCAGGAGGGCCACGUGUACGUCUGUGGGGAUGUCACCAUGGCCACCGGCGUCCUGCAAACCGUCCAGCAAAUCCUGGCUAACGAAGGAAGGAUGUCGCUUGUUGAGGCAGGCGACCUGAUCAGCGAACUCCGGGACCGAAACCGCUACCACGAAGACAUCUUUGGGCUGACCUUCCGCGCACAGGAAGUGGCAUCGCGCAUCCGAAGCCUGUCUUUCUCCAAGCAGGGCCGCAAGAGCUCCCUCCUGGUGGACCCCUGAGCCCCGCUGUCUUACGACCCCCCCUUUUCUAGACUUCCAUUAAAGCCUUUGUUUCGACA